CAUCACUUCCGAUGGGAGUCUCCAAGCAAGACCAACGAUUCUUCCAUGUCCCCCGCGCUUGAGCUAACCUGGAGUUUCUUGGAGUUCUCUCGAUUCCCUGGAGACGAACCGUCGGAAAUUCGCAGCUAAUGCACAGUCUGUGUGCGACCGUCCUUAUCGGGUUGACCAGACGAAACGUUGACCACGCCUUACAACUUGCAUCCUAUCCUGUACCUCAAUUCCGCGAUACUAAGAAGCUAAAGCUAAAGCUCUUAUCAAACCAAUUCCGACUUCUCCACCGUGUCCAAUGACUUGACUUAUCGAAUCGCAACGGCUUACAACGCCCUUUGCCAAUUGGCAUGACGCGCCACAUAGCUUGUGCAAGGUACGGUGCACACUCGUUUGUCGUCUGAACGGCCCCCGAGAGAUACCCCAGGUCGCCAUGGGCUUGCAUUGCCUGAUCCGGCUGGUCUUGGAGGGAUGAGUCGCGCAUCGGAUGAGAACGAGAGAGCGCGCCUAUCUUGCGCGCUCCUGGUCGGAAGAAGAGGGGCGAGGGGCCUCACUCUGGGGAUCCCCUUGAUCGAUUUGGAGAUAUAAGCUGUAGCUUUAUCUAGAGCUCGACUUCCCUCAAUCCCCAAUCGCAAUUCUCUCGAUACCCUCCACACUCGCCAUUGACUUCUCGAAACACCUUUCUCUCUCUCGGUGACAAGGAAACCUGUAUAACCAUACACGCAGAGAAUCUUCACACCACCACAGAGACACAAACACAAUGGCGCCACCGCACCCUCUAGAUCCCCUCUCGUCCGCAGAGAUUGAAAAGGCCAUCGCCGCCGUCACAAAGGCCCACGGCGAUGUCUUCUUCAACGUCGUCUCCCUCCACGAACCCCGCAAGGCCGAACUGACAAAAUGGCUCGCCUCGCCCUCGACAACACCCCUCCCCGCCCGCAUCGCCGACGUUGUCGUCAUCGCAAAGGGCGGCAAGGUCUACGACGGCCUCGUUGACCUCGCCUCCGGCGCCAUCACCAAGUGGGAGCUCAUGCAAGGCGUGCAGCCCAUCAUCACAAUGGAAGAGCUCCAAAUCGUCGAACACAUCUGCCGCACCGACCCCAAGGUCAUCGAGCAGUGCGAAAUCUCCGGCAUCCCCAAAUCAGACAUGCACAAGGUCUACUGCGACCCCUGGACAAUCGGCUACGACGAGCGCCACGGCAACACCAUCCGCCUCCAGCAGGCCCUCAUGUACUACCGCCCGGACCCGGACACCUGCCAGUACCAGUACCCCCUCGACUUCUGCCCCAUCUACGACGCCGACAAGCAGGCCAUCAUCGCCAUCGACAUCCCCACCGUCCGCCGGCCCCUCAGCAAGGCCGCCCCCGUCGACUACACGCCCGCCGCUGUGAAGAAGCAGUCCGGCGGCUACCGCACCGACCUCAAGCCCAUCAACAUCACCCAGCCCCAGGGCGUCUCCUUCCAGAUGCAGGGCCGCCAGAUCGCCUGGCAGAACUGGAACUUCCACAUCGGCUUCAACUACCGCGAGGGCAUCGUCCUCAGCAACAUCACCUACAACGACAAGGGCAAUGUCCGCCCCAUCUUUUACCGUUUAUCUCUUGCGGAGAUGGUCGUCCCCUACGGAAACCCGGAGCACCCUCACCAGCGCAAGCACGCCUUCGACCUCGGCGAGUACGGCGCCGGAUACAUGACGAACAGCCUCUCGCUCGGCUGCGACUGCAAGGGCGAGAUCCACUACCUCGACGCCGAGUUCCCCACCCGCAACGGCGGCGUGCGCACCAUCAAGAACGCCAUCUGCAUCCACGAGGAGGACAGCGGCAUCCUCUUCAAGCACACCGACUUCCGCGACGACUCCGUCAUCGUCACCCGCGGCCGCAAGCUCAUCAUCCAGCAAAUCUUCACCGCCGCAAACUACGAAUACGCAAUCCAAUGGAUCUUCCACCAAGACGGCACAAUCCAGCCCGAAAUCAAACUCACCGGCAUCCUAAACACCUACUCUCUCAACCCAGGCGAAGACACAAAAGGCUGGGGCACCCAAGUCUACCCGGGCGUCAACGCCCACAACCACCAGCACCUCUUCUGCCUGCGCGUCGACGCCAACAUCGACGGCCCCCGCAACACCGUCUUCGUCGCCGACGCCGUCGCCUCCGACGCGCCCGUCGGAUCCCCCGAGAACUUUUACGGAAACGCCUUUUACGCCAAGAAGACCAAGCUCGACACCACGGGCAAGUCAAAGACUGAUUAUGACGGGUCGACGAGCCGCACCUGGGAGAUUGCGAAUACGGAUAAGCUGCAUCCGUACAGCGGGAAGCCGGCGAGUUAUAAGCUUGUGAGCAGAGAGGUUCCUGGGUUGCUGCCCAAGGAGGGGUCGUUGGUGUGGAAGCGCGCUGGUUUCGCGAGACACGCUGUGCACGUCACAAAGUACCGCGACGACGAACUCUGGCCCGCGGGCCGCCACGUCCCCCAAACCUCAGGCGAGCCCUCCUCCGGCAUCCCCGAAUGGAUCGGCGACGGCACAGAGUCCAUCGAGCAAGAGGACAUUGUCCUCUGGCACACGUUCGGCGUCACCCAUAUCCCCGCGCCCGAGGACUUCCCCAUCAUGCCCGUGGAACCCAUCACCCUUCUCCUGCGGCCGCGCAACUUCUUCGCGAACAACCCCGUCAUGGACGUCCCGCCCAGCUACUGCAGUACCCCGAGCCAGGUCGCGGCCGGCAAGGGCGCGCUGGAGGCGGCGGAUGGGGUGAGCAAGCUUGCUUUUACGGGCGGUGCGGCUGCUGGGGAGUCGUGCUGUGCGCCGGGGAAGAGUAAGUUGUGAGGUGGUUGGUUUCUGUACGCAGAAAUUCUGAAUGAAGCGUUUUAGAUAAAAUAUUUAGGCAUGCACAUAGUAUUGAAUAGCAAAUUUUCGUUUGACAGCGCAUGGCUGCUUCUCUUGUGUACUGUAUGAUAGAAUCCUAUGCUCUGCAGACCCAUAGCGCUUUCCCAGGGCUUCACUUCAAUCGAGAAGAACAAGCGUUCCGCC
This is a messenger RNA of Colletotrichum scovillei, 3004 nucleotides long. RefSeq names its product copper amine oxidase. The record is from RefSeq and is a predicted model, not a curated record. Gene Ontology annotation, molecular function: primary methylamine oxidase activity; copper ion binding; quinone binding. Gene Ontology annotation, biological process: amine metabolic process. The coding region runs from base 749 to 2800 and encodes 683 amino acids. Lineage: Eukaryota; Fungi; Ascomycota; Sordariomycetes; Glomerellales; Glomerellaceae. The transcript is spliced from 4 exons.